Messenger RNA from Chara braunii, 1984 nucleotides. NCBI's taxonomy places the organism in Eukaryota, Viridiplantae, Streptophyta, Charophyceae, Charales, Characeae. The record is from the annotation of a GenBank genome assembly.
UGCUGGUGGUGUUUUUCAAAACCCACCAGGAUGCGCAGCCCUGACAAGGGGCUUAUUCUUUCUUGCGAGACGCGGUUCGCGUCUGUUUACUCCAUGCUAGAGAGGCUGUUGGCCCUGCAGGACACUCUGCAGGAUAUGAUGCGCGGGGUCGACGCGCGGGCUUUUGCUUCCAUCCCAUGGUCCGCCGAUGUGUGCGUCACGGUGGAGUGGUACGAUGCUUGGCUUGUGGGGCAAGCCAGGAGGUUCAUUUUGACGCAGACGGGAUUCGAGUUGGACGGUGCGGAGUACAUCCUUGCAUGUAGGCAUUUUGAGGACUUCCACAUUCAGCACGGCAGGUUCGGGGAUUGGGGCGGUCCGGAGGGGCGUGCUCAUGGGCGCCCGUGCAGCGGCAACAGCGAGACAAUUGAGUGCGCGUCUUGGUGGUCUCAGUACGGGUCUCGCGCGCCAGAGUUGCAGCGUUGCGCUCUUCGGGUGAUGCACAUGUGGUCUUGCGCCUCUCCAGCGGAGAGGAACAGGGCAGUCCACGAGGGCAUUCACACGAAGAAGUGCAACCAGUUGGCCUUCGAGAAGGUCGUGCAACUCGUUGAGAUCACCGCAAAUGUGCGGUUGACUGAGUAUCGGCAGGCUGGAUGCGGUUAUGUGUUGCCAUGGCAGCGGGACGAGGGCUUGCUGGAUUGUCAGGCAGGACUCGAGUUGGAGCCUGUGCGCACGGGGACUCGCAGGGGGAUUACGGACGAGGAGAUUGCCCGUCAGGUUGCACUUAUUACCCGGGAUCCCAUCGGGGCGUCCGCACCACCCUCGGCUGAUGCCGUUUUCGAUAGACGUGCUUGCAUUUUUCGUCCCUACCCCAGGGAGGACGACUCAGACGAGGAGCCGAUACCCGACGCGGCAGACGACCCUGCGCUCCUCAUUCCCCGGGAGAUCGACGAGACGCACGAGGAUCCCGACUCCGAGGAGACGAGGGCACAAACUGCACACCAGUCGGCGGACCGGGCGGAGAGGGAGAUGCUGGGGGGAGACGAGGAAUUUUGGGGCCCAUUCGAGGAGGGGGCACCUUCGGCAGCAGCAGUGGAGAGUUCGGUGGCACCAGCGGCGGUGCCGGAUGCGACGAUUGCGGCCGAGGUGGAGGAGAUAGCAGCAGCAGCAUCAUCAUCAGUGCUGGAGGAGAUGGCAGCAUCAGUGCUGGAAGAGGAUCCACCAGCGGCAGGAGGAGGUGCAGCAGUGGAGGGGCAAGUGGCAGCAGCCGGAGGAGCAGGUGGAGGAGCAGCAACAGUGGAGGUUGAGGUGGCAGCAGCAGUGGAGGAGGAGGAGGCACCGUCGGCAGCUGCAGCGGAGGAGGAGAUAGCUGCACAGGCCGAGGUGCAGCAUGGGGGCGAUGACGAGCCCCUCAUGCAACAGUUCCUCACGGAGGAGCUCGGUCCGGCCAUAGCGGGUAUGACCACGGGUGUGGAGAGGGGGUUUGGGAUUUCAGAUUCGGAGAUGGGGACCCACUUAGACUUAGAUUUGUCGGUGGGCCUUCCACCCAGUUGCGGCGGGGCGACAUCGACGGACCGGGCUCCAUCGAGGGACGAGGCGCCAGGCAGGACUUCGACGCAGACCGCGAGAGAGAGGACGACGACUGAGUCUCAAGAUGCAGCACACGACAUCAUGGAGCAAGAGAGGGCAAGACUUUUGGCAUCGACUGACCCUCGUGCUCAGGCGUUCGCACGGGCCGUAGAGGAGGCCAGGCGUCUAGAGAUAAGGGGGGAUUGUGUGCAGGAUGGGGUGGUGGCGGGGGAGGACGUUGCGGAGGGAGUGGCAGCAGAGCUGGUACUCGAGGCUUUGCCGGGUGGAGCAGAGACAGUGGACGUUGCUGUUGAAGGACGGACUCUGGCGGUGGGUGAGGCUAUGCAGGUAGGACAGCGAUGAGUCGAGGGCGCUAUAGACGCAUGGCGCGAGGGGCAGGAGACAGCGACGGGUCCAGUCGUUCCGUUCUCGAGCCUGA